Spea bombifrons (plains spadefoot toad) is the source of this 1437-nucleotide messenger RNA. RefSeq lists its product as uncharacterized. Gene Ontology annotation, biological process: SCF-dependent proteasomal ubiquitin-dependent protein catabolic process; protein polyubiquitination. The transcript has 2 exons. Gene Ontology annotation, molecular function: protein binding. NCBI's taxonomy places the organism in Eukaryota, Metazoa, Chordata, Amphibia, Anura, Pelobatidae. Bases 189 to 1364 code for a protein of 391 amino acids. The record is from RefSeq and is a predicted model, not a curated record. Gene Ontology annotation, cellular component: SCF ubiquitin ligase complex.
GAAGAUGGCAGGACUGAGAGGAACCGAUGCGAUAGGGCCGAACCUGUGAGUGUCCAGGUACCCACCGAGGGGGGAAUCAUUAAUGUGACGGACAGACCUGGCUGCUCCAGAGACACAAGAGGUGCACGCUUUGGGGAGAACGUUCCCUCUGUGCCGAGGUAUGUAACGUUCACGCGGAUGAGGUGAAAAUGUAUCGCGAGAGAAAACUCCAAAGGCAGGAUCCUCCCGGUAUUCCCGGGCCCGUGUCAGAGACCGGCGGCCAGCCUUCUAGCGAUGCGUCCUCUGCUCCAAGAAGCUCAAAGACUAAAUCUCAUUUCCCGUUCAGCCUGCUGCCCCUGGACUGCCAGAUUCACAUCUUCUCGUUUCUCUCCGAGGUGGAGAAAUGCACGGCCGCUUUGGUUUGCGCGCACUGGAGCAAGCUCAUGCGCACCCCUCAGCUUUGGAGGGUGGCUGACUUCAUGAGGCUUGGCGCUUUCCAUUCGGGAAUGGACGGGGUGCUGGUAUCCGUCAGAGAGUUUGAGAGGUGGAAGGAGUGGGUGCACCAGUAUGCUUUUCACUUGACCUCCCGUGGCGCCAGCCUGCUGGUCCUCCGUGCCAGCUUUGAUCUGGGGGACCAAAGAACCAAGUGGGCCGACUUCCUCCUUCAAUUUCUGGACAGUGUUCACUGCGGAGAACUUCGAGAGUUGGAGCUGAACUGGACACUUACGCAUCUGGAGCCGCUGGAUUUCUAUCCUCCCGGCAGCAUGGCGCAAAUAUGCCUUGCAAAGACAGACCAGUUCAACAGUUUCCAGACGCUCUUCGAGCGGUUGACCCGCACCUCGCCCAAACUGAGCCGCAUGAAGCUUCCCUUCGACUGGUCCGAGCAUUCGGUCUUCCUCCUCACCCACUUCCAGCAUCUGAGCACUCUAGAGCUCAACUACUUCUGGGUGUUUAAAGGAGUCCAACCCGAGACCAUGAAAGAACUUACAAGGUCCCUUCCCAAGUUAAAGACUUUGAUCCUUCAGAUUCUGGUCCCGGUGAAGGAUCUUGGAGUCUCCUACCCUCUGGAAUCCAAGUCUUUGGAGUUUUUGGACGUCUCUCAGAGUCGAGGACUCGUCUUUAGCCAUCUAGAUUUACCUUCUUUGAAGGAGCUUAGGAUAAAGAAGACUAUUAGAGGGAUCAUUCUGAAUCGCAGGACCCGGGUGGCCCUGCAGAGUCGGUGGUCCUGUUUGUAUGAUCUCCUAAAAUCGGGGACCCCUAAACUUCAAGUUUUUAACUCCCACAGAUUGUUGCCAAACUGGUCAACCCAGAGUUACCUGGAGCUCAGCGAGGUUCUGCUGCAGUCCUGUUACUGCAUCCAUCACACAGAUACUUGGCUCCUCUGAUUACCGCUCCCUGGAUAUUUUGUACAGCCCGCGAUACGAAGGAGCCAUCGAGCGCUUUUAGUAAAACAAGAAA